CGAAGGAAGAAGUGAGAAUUUUAAAGUGCGUUGUUAAUAAUGUUUAUUGAAUACAAAAAUAACAAAGAAGAAGAAUGCAAUAUGUAUUCUAAUAUAAAUAUCAAUAAAAACGCGAGGAAAAUAUAAAAUAAGUAAAAUAUAUUUGUUUUAGGAAUGAUUCAUAAAAAAAGAAUUACGUACAUAAUAAUAAAAAUAAAUUCUGGUGUCUUGUUGCAAUUACUUGAAAUAAAUUUAAUAACAGAAGAAUUUAAGAAAAAAAUUGUGCAAUAACAUACAUAUUAGAAAAAUCAAUAAUAAUAGAAGAAAAGUAAAAAACCAUCAGUGAAAUAAAUAACGAAACCAAAAAAAAUUGGUAUUAACAACAACAAAACGGUGGGUUGAAGCAAUGUUAAUAUGGAAAACAACUACAAUAACUCAAACGGAAGCGGAAACGAAAAUCAUGAACGACGUCAAGUGCAUUUGUGGUGGGGACAACGUUUGUGGCAAGAGUUACGUGGCCGCAUACAUAUGCGUACACCACCGCUUACAACGCCAUGCGACGAUGCUAGAACACCAUCGUCCGCUACAUUAGACGAUGGCGAAAAGCGGGUCAUCUUUGUUAAUCGUCCUCAAAUACAGAAAUUUUGCAACAAUCAUAUUUCAACGGCAAAAUAUAGUUUCAUAAGUUUUCUACCCUCGUUCCUAUUCGAGCAAUUUCGCCGGUAUUCGAAUUGUUUUUUCUUACUCAUCGCUUUGCUGCAGCAAAUACCAGAUGUAUCUCCGACGGGACGUUACACAACAUUGGUGCCACUGAUAUUUAUUUUAUCUGUAAGUGGCAUUAAAGAAAUCGUAGAAGAUUAUAAAAGACAUCGGGCUGACAAUGAAAUCAAUCAUAGAUUGGUGGAGAAACUCAAAGAUGGUGUUUGGACCACGGUGCGCUGGGAACAGUUGUCUGUGGGCGAUAUAGUAAAGAUUCCAAACAAUACAUUUUUCCCUGCCGAUUUGAUAAUAAUGUCGUCUAGUGAGCCCCAGGCUAUGUGCUUCAUAGAGACCUCAAACUUGGAUGGCGAAACAAAUUUGAAGAUACGCCAGGGUGUUCCAGCAACGGCCAAGUUAUUGGAGACUAAAGAUUUGAUAGAACUAAAAGGUGUAGUGGAAUGUGAGCUACCCAACAGAUUGUUGUAUGAAUUCAAUGGUGUUUUAAAGGAGCACGAUAAGCAGUCGGUUUCCCUUGGUCCCGAUCAAAUUUUACAAAGAGGCGCUGUGUUGCGCAAUACUUCUUGGAUAUUUGGCAUUGUUGUUUACACGGGUCACGAUACAAAACUUAUGAAAAAUUCUACCUCUGCUCCACUGAAGCGUUCCACCGUGGAUCGCCUGACCAAUACCCAGAUAUUAAUGUUAUUUAUGAUAUUAUUGGUUCUAUGCAUAACAAGUGCCAUCUUCAAUUUCAUCUGGACCCGCAACUACUUUGUCUCCGAUUGGUAUUUGGGUCUGGACGACUUUAAAAGUAAAAACUUUGGCUAUAAUCUUCUAACCUUUUUUAUACUUUUCAACAAUUUGAUACCCAUCUCUCUGCAAGUCACCUUGGAGCUGGUGAGAUUUUUACAAGCCCAGUUCAUCAAUUGUGACAUACAAAUGUAUCAUGUGGAUUCGAAUACGCCCGCUAUGGCUCGUACCUCAAAUCUCAACGAAGAAUUGGGCAUGGUAAAGUAUAUAUUUUCGGAUAAAACCGGCACUUUGACACGCAACGAAAUGGUUUUUAAAAAAUGUUCCAUUGCCCGGCAAAUGUAUCAAACGGAAAAUACGCCCGAACAAAGUUUAGUGGUGCAACAUUUGUUAAGUAAACAUCAAAGUUCGAAAAUUAUUAAAGAGUUUUUGGUCUUACUGUCGGUAUGUCAUACAGUUAUACCGGAGAAAAAUCCAGACGGUACCAUUACCUAUCAUGCUGCCAGCCCAGACGAACGGGCUUUGGUAGAUGGUGCCAAGCAAUAUGGUUUUGUUUUUGACACUCGCACUCCUCACUAUGUGGAGAUUAAUGCUUUGGGUACUCGGGAGCGCUAUGAAAUACUCAAUGUUUUAGAAUUCACCUCGACCCGUAAACGCAUGUCGGUGAUUGUUAAAUGUCCUGAAGGAAAUAUAAAAUUGUAUUGCAAAGGAGCCGAUAGUGUGAUUUAUGAACGCUUAGCUCAAGAGGGACAAUCGUUUAGAGACGUUACGCUCAGCCAUCUGGAAGAAUUCGCUGCCGAAGGUUUACGUACUUUGUGUUGUGCUGUGUCCAAUAUUCCCGAUGAUGUGUACAAAGAUUGGCAAGCUACUUACCACAAGGCUUCGACGGCUGUAAAUGAACGUGAACGCAAGGUGGAAGAAGCAGCCAAUUUGAUAGAAAACAAUCUACACCUUUUAGGUGCCACCGCCAUAGAGGAUAAACUGCAGGAAGGAGUGCCAGAAACAAUAGCUUCGCUGCUUGAUGCCGGCAUCUAUAUAUGGGUAUUGACGGGAGACAAACAGGAAACCGCCAUAAACAUUGGCCACUCAUGCAAACUCAUUUCACCCUCCAUGGACAUAAUAAUAUUGAAUGAAGAGAGCUUGGACACUACACGGGAAGUUAUACACCGUCAUUCCAGUGAACUGCAAACCUCCAUCAAUAAGAACUGCAAUGUUGCUCUAAUAAUAGAUGGCAAGACGUUGAAGUAUGCUCUCAGCUGUGAUUUAAGACGUGAAUUUCAAGAACUUUGCACCGGCUGUCGUGUGGUCAUCUGCUGUCGCGUUUCGCCUAUACAAAAAGCCGAAGUUGUGGAACUGGUCACCUCAAGUACUAAAGCUGUUACGCUGGCCAUUGGUGAUGGCGCCAACGAUGUAGCCAUGAUACAAAAAGCCAAUGUGGGCGUUGGCAUAUCUGGUGUAGAGGGUUUACAGGCAGCCUGUGCUUCAGAUUAUUCCAUCGGCCAAUUUCGUUUCUUGAAACGUUUGCUUCUAGUUCAUGGCGCUUGGAAUUAUAGACGUAUUACCAAACUUAUUUUGUAUUCAUUUUAUAAAAAUGUCUGUCUUUAUGUUAUAGAAUUGUGGUUUGCCAUUUAUUCCGGCUGGUCAGGACAAAUAUUAUUCGAACGAUGGACUAUUGGUCUAUACAAUGUGGUGUUUACAGCAUUGCCGCCCUUCGCCAUCGGUAUCUUUGAAAAGGUAUGUUCAGCUGAAACUAUGUUAAAGUAUCCCUUCCUCUAUAAGCCCUCACAAAAUGCAAAACUUUUCAAUGUACAAGUAUUCUGGGUGUGGAUUAUAAAUGCUCUGCUGCACUCAAUCAUUCUCUUCUGGCUGCCACUGGGUGCCCUACAGUCAGAAAUUAUCUGGUCUAGUGGCAAAAUAUCCGAUUAUCUGUUGCUGGGAAAUUUUGUUUACACCUAUGUGGUGGUUACAGUCUGUUUGAAAGCUGGCCUUUCUACCAAUUCAUGGACUUGGCUAACACAUUGCUCCAUAUGGGGUUCCAUAGGUAUGUGGUUUAUCUUUAUUGCUAUAUACUCAAAUUUCUGGCCUGUUCUACCGGUGGCAGCCAACUUUUUGGGUAUGGAGAGAAUGAUAUUCACCACACCAGUCUUUUGGUUUGGCUUAUUAUUAGUACCUGUUACGACAUUACUAGUCGAUGUACUCUUUAAACUUGUACAAAAUACCGUAUUCAAAUCUCUAACCGAGGCCGUGCGAGAAUCCGAAAUACGUAAACAUGAUCCCGAUGAUGUUAUGAAUGAGACACGAUCAUCGUUUACGGAAACAGCUCGCUUGUUGCGUAGUGUUUUUAUAAGACGUGCCAAUACCCGGGUUGAUACCGAUGUUGAAUUGUCACACGGUUAUGCUUUCUCGCAGGAAGAAGGCGGCGCUGUAUCACAAUCUGUUAUUAUACGCUCUUAUGAUACUAACUUACAAAAACCGCGUGGUAACUAGAAAAGUCAACAGUAUUGGGCAAGACAAAGAUUUUAAUAUAAUAAACUAUAUACUUAUAUACAUAAUAUAUAAAAAAAAAUACAUACAUAAAUACAUUACUAUACAUAAAACAAAUUCGGUAGAUUUUUUAACUUAUCAAAAUACAAACAUACAUAUAGUAAAACAGUUUAUAAUUUAUAAUUUACAAGCUAAAUAAAUUCAACUUUUCAGGGAGGCUAACUAAACAAAUUAUUGGCAUUCAUACUUUUAGAGAGUUAUCUAAAACAUUGUUUAGUUUUAAUAUUAAAAUAUUCUGCCUUGUUCUGUAAACCGAAUUCGAGUAACAUUUUUGUUUUUAAAACGAAUUCAUGAAAAAAAAAACAUGAUUUACUAGCUUUACAUUCGUGUAAACAAACCAAAAUGUACAAAAUCAAGCGAUUUACCGAACUUCCAUUUGUAAAUUUUUAAUUUUUGAAACCAUGCGUUUUACUGAAAAGGGGUGAUUAUUUUUCAAUUGGAGUAUAAUUUUAUAAUGUUGAAACGUUAACUAUAUCGCAAAGUUAAUACCGAAACUCAAUAUUAUUAGUUAAAACUUAAUUAAGCUCUGGAUUUUAUUAAAUAUGUAUGGCUUUAUUCAUACUUUUUAUGGAAAAUUGUUAAAACUUAACAAUUUAUUUUGAAUUCUUUACUACCAAAUAGUUUGUUUGCCUUUCCUUUCUAGUUGAUCAGCGAUACAAGGGACUUAGUAAAACAUUAACUCUUAAUCUUUAAAAAAAACAUACUUAUAUAGGGAGGAAAUUUUAUUUCCAAAACUUUUUAUAUAGAAUCAUAUUUUUUAAGUUCAAUUUAUUGGCAAUCAAAAUGAUAUUAAAGUUAUGUUGUAAACGCAAUCUUAACCUACAAAUAAUAAAAAACAAAA
Molecule: messenger RNA, 4810 nt
Organism: Calliphora vicina (urban bluebottle blowfly)
Lineage: Eukaryota; Metazoa; Arthropoda; Insecta; Diptera; Calliphoridae
Gene: ATP8A
Product: ATPase phospholipid transporting 8A1
Exons: 2
Coding region: 394-3912 (1172 amino acids)
Biological process (GO): phospholipid translocation
Cellular component (GO): plasma membrane
Molecular function (GO): ATP hydrolysis activity; magnesium ion binding; ATPase-coupled intramembrane lipid carrier activity
Source: RefSeq, a predicted model, not a curated record